AUGCUGCCUUCAAAUGCUGCUUCUUGCACAUCUCCCACACCCAACACAGACAACCCAGACAAGAAGGUCCAGUGGGCUUCUGAGAAGAGACGGAGGAUUUCAUCCACAGACUCAGAGUCAAAGACCCACGUGGACCCUUCGAAGUUGCCCAGGUCCCGGAGACCCAGCCGGCUGACAGUGAAGUAUGACAGGAGUGAACUUCAGCGCUGGUUGGAGAUGGAGCAGUGGGUGGAUGCUCAGAUUCAGGAGCUCUUCCAGACACCUCAGGGCAAGUCCUGCCAGGCAAAAGAGAAAGACAGUAACCCCUAUGACCACAUGUUAUUCCCAAACAGGAUGAACAAGUCCCUCCUGAGCCCGAGAUUGAUCUGGAAGCUCUCAUGGAACUAUCCACCGAGGAGCAGAAAACUCAGUUGGAGGCUAUUCUCCAAAGCUGCCCCCGCCCCACAGAGCCUUUUAUCUCUGAGCUGCUCAGCCAACUCAAGAAACUUCGGAGACUCAGCAGACCUCCAAAAUAAGCCCAGAGAGACUGUCUUCAGCAGCCUUAGCACUGCUGGGCCUGUCCUGGCCCUCUGGAUACUGGCUGAAAGAGAAACAUUUUGGAAUACAAACAAGGAAAGCAGAAGACAAGGAGGGACAUUUAUACAGCCCGAGUGUGUGUGCAGUCACAGCUAGCUUCUCUCGGAUGAGCUCUCUGGGAGCCAGCCAGUUGUGGUUGUUGUCCAGUGCUUUCCUUGACAACCAGGAUAAAACCUUAGGAGUCCCAGAUAAAUGGAGUGUGGUGCAUAUCUGUGUGAGGGGCAGGGAGGGAGAAGGGGAAGUGAUAUCCUAGAAGAUCAACAUUCUAAGUCACUUGAUUAUAUCCAUUCCAUCCACCCAUCCACCCACCCAUCCAACAGGUCUUGGGAAUUCAAAGACAAAGGUCACAGCUUGGCUUUGAAGAAAUCAUAGUAAUAAUAGUAAGGCCCAGAGGCCAUCUGGCUAAAGUACACAGCAUCCUGGCAUCACCAAGAGGGGCCCCAAGUGGUAAAGGUAAGUCUUAAAUUAGAAAGCAGGCAACAAGAAAUACCUCACUGGACUCUGGAGCAUCAGAAGAGGUUAAUCCCUCCUCCACUCAGUGAUGCUGGAAUCUUCAUGUGGCGAUCUCUUCCUGGAUUGGCUCCUGUCCAGGGCAGGAAGAGAAAAGGCAGAGAUUAUGCAGGAGUGGAAAGGGAGAGCCAGGGGUUGAUCUAGUUGCUGGAAGACAGAUAAUGUGGCCUCCAUGGCAGACAGGUUGGGACAGGAACCUGGGAGGUGGGUCCUUUGUGAGGAAGGCAGGAAGCAGGCCAAGUAUACACUGUUCCUACAUUCUCUAAGUACUAUUAGCUGCCCAGAGCAGAAAGCACAGUUCAGUGAGAUGGAUAUUCAUACUUACUUGGUUUGAGAUCACCAGGAUGGAUGGAACUGUUCCCACUAGAAGCUUACAGGAUAGCUCAACCUUUUCAUUAAUUCCAGUAGACUCUGCUUCUUGCCUACUCUGUUCUUACCACCUUUUACAGGGCCCAGGUUCAGGGUCUUAGACAUACAUAGUGUCAGGGGAUCUGCAUGUAUAAAUUAGUUGCUUAGUAUGUAUGAAGACCUGGGUUCAAUCCCCAGUACUGUCAAACAGACUCACAAAU
Messenger RNA from Nannospalax galili (Upper Galilee mountains blind mole rat), 1655 nucleotides. RefSeq names its product protein phosphatase 1 regulatory inhibitor subunit 14D (gene Ppp1r14d). Gene Ontology annotation, molecular function: protein serine/threonine phosphatase inhibitor activity. Bases 1 to 672 code for a protein of 223 amino acids. Lineage: Eukaryota; Metazoa; Chordata; Mammalia; Rodentia; Spalacidae. Gene Ontology annotation, cellular component: cytoplasm. The record is from RefSeq and is a predicted model, not a curated record. Gene Ontology annotation, biological process: regulation of phosphorylation. The transcript is spliced from 5 exons.